AUGAAAAUUCAAUUAGAAGAACUUCAAAAAAAAACUAAAAAUCAUGAAAUUGAAAACAAAGAAUUGAAAACUAAAAAUGAAAAUCUCAAAAUUGAAAAUGAAGAAUUAAAAUCCAAAUUUAAUAAAACGGAUGAAGAAACAGAUGAAGAAAUGGAUGAAGAAAUGAGUGAAGAUAUUAAAAAAGUCGAAGAAAUAAUUGAUGAUAAUGAUGAUAU
Messenger RNA from Dentiscutata erythropus, 215 nucleotides. Lineage: Eukaryota; Fungi; Glomeromycota; Glomeromycetes; Diversisporales; Gigasporaceae. The record is from the annotation of a GenBank genome assembly.